CUCACAGCUGCUCUGUGCUGAGGAAACUUCAGUGAGCUGUAUCGGAAAGUGGAGCUCAGAUCGGGUUUAGACGUUUCCAUGGUUGGUUGGUUCUUUUAAGGGUCUUUACAGUUGUUCACAAGCUAAAGGUCAAGCCAUCUCCCUUUUGUGCUUCAGAAAGACAACAAAGUGAGACAUCUCCAGCUGGAAAGGAGAGCCUGUUGGAGGAGAAGAAGCCCUAGACAACUGAGUGAGGAUAUAACAGACCAGACAUUUGCUCCCCUCUGCAAACUUUCACCUAACAACCCUUGUCCAUCAACCCCCCUCCUUCCCAUCCCCUCAAGCCAAACCCUCAGCAAACUGUCUGAAGCCACAUUCCCCACUGACAAGAGGAUCUAACAUUUACUGGCCUGUUUACAGAGAGCCACAGCGGAUAAAGCCUCGCCAAUGGAAGCCCCAACCCUGGCUGAGAUGGGAGACGUGUGUCACCCCUGCUCUACCUCUCCAGACGAGGAGACAGUGUGUGAUGCUCUUGCUCGUUUUGAGAACACGCUCAGGGACGCCAUCAGGGAGAUCCAUGUGGACGUUGGUGCCUUUAAACUGGGCAUGGAGCGCCGUAUGGACGAGACAACCAACCUGAGCGGGCCUUUGGGACGAGCUGUUGUGCAGCUCCAGCAGGAGAACCUGCAGCUCAGGAGUCAGCUGGAGGCUCUGACCCGACAAGUGGAGCUUCUGAGUGGGAUGACGAGUGACAUGGGCAGCAUGCUCAACAACGGCCACAGCAGUCAUAAUCAGAAUCACACAAAUCAUCUGCAGGAGAACCAUCAGGAGAUAAAAGAGGUGAUCUAUGGGAAGGGGGAAGCUCACACUCAGAGCCAUGGUCGCCUCCACAUUCAGUCCAACCACAGCGGACUGAGCAGUCAGUCCAGUCCUACAUCACCACCUGUAACCUACUCGUCCUCCCCAAGCUCUAACAGUCCCUCUGUUGGCUCCAGAGUCUCCUCCAUGGUGACAGGCCCGGUGUCAAGCAGCAGCCCAUCAGCUGCUCGCUUCUCCAGCCGAGCCACAUUUGCUGUGUCAAGCAAGACCAAUAGUAUUGAGCGAGAAGAGCCAAUAGAGGUGGACCCCGCCCCAACACAUGCUGCACUGGAGAACGGACACACUGCCUCUACAGAUUUUAAAUCUUGUCUUUCAGAUCAUCCAGUGUUGGUACAUGGAAAGAUCUCGCCCCCCGUUGACUUCCCUCAUGAGCAUACAGCACCUGUCGCCAUGCGGAUGCCCCACCUCCCCAUCACUGCAACAACCAAGACAGCUGAAAUGAAGGGUCCCGACUCUCCCAGCAGCCCUGUUGGCUCUCGAUCCUCUCCUGUCUCUGAUUCCUCCCCUGCCAGCCAAUCAGGCGUCAGCUCCAGCCAGAACCACCCAGUCCAGGAUUCUGUAAUUCAACCAGUAUCCUCCACAUGGGCACAUUCCCCUGUCAGAGCUCUGGGGUCUCCCCGCCUACAAGAUAAAUUAAAUUCAGCCCCAGUUAAAUCUGUGACAUACUCAGGACUUAUGCAGCAUGACCGAGACGGUGAUGAAAGCUGUAACCAAUCCUUCGGACAGGUAGGGGAGAGGAGGCGUGAGCUGGUGAGGUCACAGACUCUUCCUCGUAACAUCGGUGCUCAGGCUCGUCGCUCCAUCUUUGAGAGACUUGAAUCUGAAGCCAAUAACAGUCGCCCAAAGCCAGUGGACUCCAAACCUAAACUGAAGCGCUCUCAGAGUUUUGGGGUUUCCAGUGCCAGCAGCAUCAAACAGAUCCUCCUUGAAUGGUGCCGCUCUAAAACCAUCGGAUACCAGAACAUUGACAUCCAGAACUUCUCGUCCAGCUGGAGCGAUGGGUUGGCUUUCUGCGCACUGGUGCACUCCUUCUUCCCCACCGAAUUCGACUACACCUCUCUGUCCCCCGCAGACCGUAAACACAACUUUGAGCUGGCCUUUAGGACCGCAGAAGUGAAGGCAGGCUGUGACCGGCUGAUUGAGGUGGACGACAUGAUGAUUAUGGGACGUAAACCAGACCCCAUGUGUGUCUUCACCUACGUCCAGUCCCUCUACAACCACCUGCGCAAGUUUGAGUGAAGAAUAAAAGCUCAGGAUGUAAUGUUGAGCACAAUUUCUUUAUUUUUCCCUAUGUAACUCUGAGAGAUCAACUGUGGGGUGGGGGCGCUUUGAAAAGACUGCACCGCCCCCUAGUGGUGGCUAAAUCAACGUUCCUCUCCCGACUGCAGGAAGAGAGAGCACAGAGCACCUCACAGGCACACGCUGGACAGUGACUCUGGUAGAAAACUGCCUCCUGUGAUGUAAUGAAGAUAAUGAAUUUACAAACCAAUAUCAGGGUUGGUUUGUUUUAUAUGUGUGAGUUUGUGUGAAUGUCUGUACUCAAGACAUUUUGGAUGAUGAGUGCAACUAUCACUGUGUUAAGAGUCCAUUUAACUUCUACAUUGCACCAAUAGAGUUUGUGUAUUUCACUGAAUAACUGAGCAAUGGGUUUGUGAUGGUGAGGAGCACACUGUGGGCAGGUAAACUGACAAAACAAAAUACUGUAUGUUUUGGUGAGAAACAACUGUCCAUUUACAUGUAUGUCCACAUAUGCUGUGAUGUUGUGUUAUGAUAUGAGGAAUAAAAUCAAUAAACUGUA
Molecule: messenger RNA, 2656 nt
Organism: Cheilinus undulatus (humphead wrasse)
Lineage: Eukaryota; Metazoa; Chordata; Actinopteri; Labriformes; Labridae
Gene: smtnl2
Product: smoothelin, like
Exons: 10
Coding region: 427-2097 (556 amino acids)
Biological process (GO): actin cytoskeleton organization
Cellular component (GO): filamentous actin; microtubule organizing center
Molecular function (GO): protein binding
Source: RefSeq, a predicted model, not a curated record